AUUAGAUAACAUCGAUUGCUGCACUGAGAAAUGCCUGCUCGUUACCCUGUGUGGCCGGGUUCGUUCGGUUUUAUAAUCUACGGUUGUGGACCUUCGUUCAUCGUCGACGUCCGCCCAGGUAGUGUGGCCGAAGAAUCAGGGUUGAAACCAGGAGACCAAAUACUACAGGUUAACGAGCAAGAAGUUGGAGAUUGGGACGCAGAACAAAUAAUCGAAUAUGUUGCUGAUAUUCCAAGCAUACCACCGAGUUUGGGUGUUGUAUCUCGACUGAAGGAAGUUACAUUGUCAUCCACCACGUCAAAGAGUCCAACUUAUGGCCUGACGCUGAUAAGUUCUUUACCAGUUCGAAUCGAUCACGUGACGCAGAGAAGUCCUGCCUUUUAUAGCAAUAUUAAAGUUGGAGAUAUUGUAAUAAAGAUCGACGAUGUUUACAUCACGAGCGCUUCUCAGGCGCGCCAGCUGCUGGAGGAGAGCAGUAGAAGUGGCGGGUCACAAGUUGGCGUAAUACCUGUACCAACAGGAGAAUCCACGAAAUUCCCGAUGAGAAAAAUAACAACAACACCAAUAUCGGACAAAAUAAAAGCAGAAACAAACACGACAUCACACUUUGAUAACCAGCUGUCACCUGGCCAACAAAAAGCGAGAGAAUUCUUACAUAAGUUUAAACUCUCCCUUAAACACGACCCAGUUGAAAUGCGGAAUGUAGUUGAAGCAAUACAGAAUUACUCCAGUGUUAAAAACAUGGAUGGCUUCGUUGAACAAAUCUGCAAAAGUUUACAGAAAGUCGAAAAACGGAAGAAAUUAUUGGAUGAAGUUCGGUAUUUCAUUCCGAAUCGAGAUAAACAUGAUUUCGACAAGCUUGUAGACAAAUAUUGGCCAAACGAAGAGGAUAAAGAACCAGCGUUUUCCAAAGAGGAUGAAAGCAGAAGAUCACUGAGGAUACCUGCAAGUGGUCGAACUGAUGUAGCGAUUCAGAAUAUUUCCCCAGAAACGACAUAUGUUGAAAAAGUCAGAUCCGUGCAGGUUAAACGAGGAUCCCGCAGUUUCGGCCUCACUCUGUGUGGACACGCACCUGUCUCUAUACAAUCAGUAGACGAAGGUUCACCCGCAUACGAAGCUGGUUUGAAAGAUGGGGAUUAUAUUUUAGCUUUGAACGGAAUAGAUUUAAGAAAUCUAGAUCAUACAAAAGCUGUUGCCUUAAUACAAGGAAGCGGAUCCAUGCCUACCUUGGUCAUACAAUCAUCAUCCGGUGGUCUACCACAAACAGGAACCUCUGCACUUGCUUACCACUCCCCUAUGUACAACACACCCAGCUCUAUUGCUGAGCAGCCAUACUAUCUUGUGCCGAAGUUCCACGGUUCCCAAGUAGCCGGCAAACCAAGCGGCUCGGAGGCAAGCGAAGAUGAUGCAAGUAAUCUGUUAUCGGUCGUUACCAGUCUUGAUGACUGUAGCUGGGCGUCGUAUUUUGUACCAGAUAGUUUCACCAUCCGAGGAGUUUCGUUUAAAGAACAUCUCAUGAAGUUUCUUCCGAGAACAGAUGUUUUGAAACUAAAGGCGACUUUGGAAGAAUUUUCCUCGACUCGAAAUUUGGACGUGUUUCUUGUGAACGUAUAUCCUAUUGUAAAGAAUAUGUCCGCUGGGGGACAGAAUAUAAUAUACUAUCUACAAUACAGCAUGACGUCACAGGAGAGGGAGAAAUUUAAACAGAAGUUGGCCGAAUUUGCUAAAUUUAAUGGGACAGAUUUUCUUGAAACUGGUGACAGCCGCUUAAUGAGAAGUCAAAGUGAAACUACUACCGAGCAGCAGAGAUCAAACGAAACCCGCCACCAUCGCUCGUACUCGGAAACACCUUCCGAACAUUCUAAUCCGAUAGAAAAACCAAGAUCAUCUCGCGUUCGCCGUAGACAGAGCUUACGAAACAGCGAUACUGAUUACUCGGUCGAAAGUUCGAGUGUUGCAGUGAGGUCUGCUUGGUCGCAAGGUGGUAAAGAUUCUACUGGCAGCACGAGCUCAACGCCCACAAAAAGAAACAGGCGUCGACGUACCGUGGGAAAUAUACAGUACUCUACCACAGACAACACACAGGAUAUUACCGGGGACCAUAGCCUCGCUGAAACUGCUAUUGACAGCAUAUUGUCGAGUUCCGGACCCCAACUCGACUUCUUCGACCAGCAACAGCAAAAAGAGCGUCGUCGACGUCGCGAGCUUGCUCCAACAUCGAGAAGACGCAGGAGCGUCGGAGUAGUGUCCUCGUCUCCUUACCCUUUAUCAGAAGAGCAAAUUCCUACUGAAGGAAUCCUUCGGAACGGCCGGAAGAGGCGUUCAGGUCGCCGGACAGUAGAGAUCUGCACGACUACGACCACCACCGAGGAGACGACGUAUCUUACGCGGCAGUGCGCAGAAGAAGCUCAGGAAAUCAGAACACCUGGCCAAGGCGACAAGAAAAAUGCCAACAAGAAGAAACAAAAAGCGGAACAGUCUUCACCCACCAAAUCUGUGACGUCAUCGAAAGAUGUGCGGAAGUCGGUACCAGUGACAAGCAUUGACGAUGUGGUGUUAGAAACCAACUCGCAGGAAACGGAGAUCGGCAUCAAAAACCCCGGGGUUUCAAAAACUCGCUCACGCAUGUCGACAAAGUCAACCAACCUUGACGACUUGAUGAGGAAUCAAUCGACCUCCGUGCAACAACCAACGAUACAGGAAGCACAAAAUCCGCACUUGUUUACGCCAACCCAACAGCCCACCUACAACCAGCAGCAACCGGUUUCAUCCGGUUUUAGAUCCAGUCAGAGUCGGAGUAAGCUUACCAGCUCCUCUGAAGUAAGCAACAGUACCCGGCAAAGUAGCCUCCGCAGAUCAGAGUCAGCUGGAGGUCAUGACGUGAGGCGGGAACCGGAGAGCGGGGGCAACUGGGAACAGAGCUGUUUUAACAACAUGCCAGACGAGUUGAGGCAAAAGAAAGGCUACUUGUCCUCAAUCAAAAAGAGAUUGACGUUUUCGAGGCCCCCGAAGAACACGGAUACAGAUACCUUUCUUACCGAGCUGAGCGCACAGUUUGACGAAGCUAUGAACUUAAUUGAUGACAUUGUACUUCCUGAGGAAGAGGAAACGAUAAAGUAUGGCGAGAAGUGGAGCUACCUUCCAAAAGCCGAACCAGAACCGGAGCUUGAAAGUACAAAGCAGGAAGCACCUGUUGUGACAACAGAAGAAAUAGUUUCCCUUCCCGAACCGUCCCCCGUGGCAGAGCCAGUUUCGGGCCAAAGGUCCACAGAUAGGGAACGUGUGCGAAGACGUCGCAGGCGGGGCACUGAGAGCUCAGUAUCGAAAAUUGAUGAUAUGAGUAGCCCCCCAACGCAGUCACCCCCUAUACCAAACUUUCCUGUUCCUGUUGCAGCUCAAACGUCGCAACAAGAAGAAGUUAUCUACGACGUACCCAGACCCGUAGUAACUCAGACUCAAACCAUGAGACGGCCACACAUAAACGUUGAAAGACGCUCUCGUAGAUCAAGAGCGAAUCGACCACUGUCCAUGUCAGCGAAACGGAACUCGGCCGAGGUUCGAAUGCAUGUCUGGACAGAGAGCGACAUCAACAUAGGGAAAUACGAACUGGACCCACCCACCAAGAAUGAUGAGGGUCGAGUUACAUUAAGAAGCACAUCGCCUGUAGAAAAUACAUCUUUCUUCGACAGAGCCAAGAAACGUAAUUAUCGAGUGUCCGGUAUCAGCAUGAACAUGGAAGACAUCUUCUCUGAAGCAGAGGAGGAUCUUCACUCAGCUCCCCCGGAACAUUCUCCUCCGACACCGAAGGAGUUGCAAAACAAUGUGAUCGGUGAUCCGGAUGAAGUUUACGCUCCGCUUCACGAGGAAGUACUCGCUCUCGGACUUGCGUAUGAUGAGAACGAAAACGGUGACGAAGAAGAGGUUCAUCCGAAAUCCUCCACUGUGCAUAAUGAUGACCAAAGCUUCUCUUUGAUUCCUCCUCCUCCCCCGCCACUCCCGGAUGUUCUCUCUCCUCCUCCCAUCCCUCCCCCUCCUCCACCACCUCCUCCGCUCUCGCCUCCAAUGAUGUUCAAAAACUCUCCUCACGACACCCCGGUCCGAAUGUCUGUGAAGAGGAUAAAUUGGGAGAAGAUUGAACCGGUGGACCUCGGGAACACGGUGUGGGGACAACUUGGGGAGGACUACGACACUAUAAAUGAUGUUGUCAAGUAUCUUGAUCUGGAAGAGCAUUUUGCGAUGAAAAAGGCAAAAACUUUCAAGAAAAAGACAGAGCCUGUGAAAAAAGACGUCAUUUCUAUUUUGGCCCACAAGAAAGCAUACAACACAUCGAUUCUGCUUGCACACUUGAAGAUGACGACCACCGAGAUCUCGAAUUGUCUCCUCAUCAACGCUUCGGAGGCGACGAGGAAGAAGUUAGACGUCUCCCACUACCAGCAGCUCCUCCUCUAUGCUCCGGAUGAUGAAGAAGUUUUGAACCUUAAGAAAUUUACAGGCGACCUUAGCAAACUAAACGAAGCCGAUACAUUAGCACUGAAGUUGGUCAGAAUACCUGGUUAUCAACUUCGACUUAAGGCUCUUGUAUUUAAACAUAGUUUCGCUGAAAAAGAAGAAGAAAUACAAAAAAACUUAGAGGUGAUUCAACGCGCAUCAAACCAACUCCGCAAGAGCAGAAAACUUGCAAAGAUACUUGAGUUCGUGCUUGCUAUGGGAAACUACAUGAAUCAAGGCCACAUAAGGAUAUCGAAAGCUACUGGAUUUCGUAUUCAUUUUCUUGCAGAGAUGGAUUGUACAAAAACAAGCGACAACAAAAUGACGUUUCUUCAUAUUCUUGCUCGUGCUGUGAGCUCGAAGUUUCCCGAAGUUCUAAGCUUCGCUGAUGAGUUACUUGACGUUAAAGCUGCAUCACGAGUUGUGUACCCGGUCGUCCUUGCUGAUCUACAACAGAUAAGGAAGAAUUGGCUUCACAUCCGGGAUAAUUUGCUCGAAACCGAAUCCAAAAAGAAAGAAGAUCGAUUUAAAAUCGCAAUGGAGACUUGUCUGGUGCGUACAAAUGGUUCCAUCAAGCAGUUGGAGCAGCUACAUCAUGCAACCAGCAAGGAGUUUAAUAAGGUUGCGCAAUACUUCGGCGAAAAUCCGAAAAAUAUAGGAAUGCAACAGUUUUUCAACAUUUUUGAGGAGUUUAUUAGAAAAUUUCAAAAAUCCAGUAUGGAGAUAUCUAAACUUAUCAAAAGCAAGCAAGCAAGUUCUUAAAUAAUAUAUGCAAAUCAAAACAUGAAAAACAAUGCUGGUUUACCAAGUCGCCACUACAAGCCAAAGUCUAAUUUCCGCAGAACCAUGCUCGCUUUAAGAAAUGGUUGCUUUUUUAUUCCUGUUUGUAUUGAACGCAAAUGUUUAACUGACGUGCACUGUUCAUGUUUAAAUAAACGUAACAAACACAGAAA
Molecule: messenger RNA, 5441 nt
Organism: Ciona intestinalis (vase tunicate)
Lineage: Eukaryota; Metazoa; Chordata; Ascidiacea; Phlebobranchia; Cionidae
Source: RefSeq, a predicted model, not a curated record